This is a messenger RNA of Rhinopithecus roxellana (golden snub-nosed monkey), 4011 nucleotides long. RefSeq names its product ataxin 7 (gene ATXN7). The transcript is spliced from 15 exons. Bases 483 to 3299 code for a protein of 938 amino acids. The record is from RefSeq and is a predicted model, not a curated record. Lineage: Eukaryota; Metazoa; Chordata; Mammalia; Primates; Cercopithecidae.
GCCCACUCGCGCUGGGGCGGGUCUCGAACGCCGACACUUGCGCGGGGCGCGGCCGGCAAUCAAAAAAGGCCCCGGGUUCCAGGUCGCGCGGUUCCGGCCCCUGCGGCCGCCCCCUUCCUUCCUGGGCUCGGCGGGUGCGGGAAAAAGGGUGAAAGAGAAACUUGGCGACCUCCCGGAGGAGUUCGCGGAGCGACCAGGAGCGUGUGCCCAUCGUCCUCACCCGGCAUCCAAUUCCACCACAGAGUCGGGAUCUCGUCGGUGAUCAUGAUGGGGUGGUGAGAGGUGGAUGAGGAAACAGGCACCAAUACAACUGAUUUGACCUCCAGUGGGAUAGAUACCAUUAGCACCAGGAUCGUGUCUCAGUUGACACAGAUCUGAACCGAAUUAAGACGAACAAGCUUUCACAAUUGCAGCAGAUGAAGAUCCAUUGGUAAAUCGAUCAGAAUUUUUGGCCUACCCUCCAAAGAAAAGGAGCGGAAAGAAUGUCGGAGCGGGCCGCGGAUGACGUCAGGGGGGAGCCGCGCCGCGCGGCGGCGGCGGGCGGAGCAGCGGCCGCGGCUGCCCGGCAGCAGCAGCAGCAGCCUCCGCAGCCCCAGCGGCAGCAGCAGCCGCCACCGCCGCCGCCACGGCGCCCACGGCCGGAGGACGGCGGGCCCGGCUCCGCCUCCACCUCGGCGGCCGCAAUGGCGACGGUCGGGGAGCGCAGGCCUCUACCCAGUCCUGAAGUGAUGCUGGGACAGUCGUGGAAUCUGUGGGUUGAGGCUUCCAAACUUCCUGGAAAGGACGGGACAGAAUUGGACGAAAGUUUCAAGGAGUUUGGGAAAAACCGAGAAGUCAUGGGGCUCUGUCGGGAAGACAUGCCAAUAUUUGGUUUCUGUCCAGCCCAUGAUGAUUUCUACUUGGUGGUGUGUAACGACUGUAAUCAGGUUGUCAAACCGCAGGCAUUUCAAUCACAUUAUGAAAGAAGACAUAGCUCAUCCAGCAAGCCUUCUUUGGCCGUUCCUCCCACUUCAGUAUUUUCCUUCUUCCCUUCUCUGUCCAAAAGCAAAGGAGGCAGUGCAAGUGGAAGCAACCGUUCUUCCAGUGGAGGUGUUCUUAGCACAUCCUCAUCAAGUUCCAAGUUGUUGAAAUCACCCAAAGAGAAACUGCAGCUCAGGGGGAACACCAGGCCAAUGCAUCCCAUUCAGCAAAGUAGAGUCCCCCAUGGUAGAAUCAUGACGCCCUCUGUGAAAGUGGAAAAGAUUCAUCCGAAAAUGGAUGGCACACUACUGAAAUCUGCGGUGGGGCCAACCUGUCCUGCUACUGUGAGUUCCUUAGUCAAGCCUGGCCUUAACUGCCCCUCAAUACCAAAGCCAACCUUGCCUUCACCUGGACAGAUUCUGAAUGGCAAAGGGCUUCCUGCACCGCCCUCUCUGGAAAAGAAACCUGAAGACAAUUCCAAUAAUAGGAAAUUUUUAAAUAAGAGAUUAUCAGAAAGAGAGUUUGAUCCUGACAUCCACUGUGGGGUUAUUGAUCUCGAUACCAAGAAGCCCUGCACCCGGUCUUUGACAUGCAAGACACAUUCCUUAACCCAGCGCAGGGCUGUCCAGGGUAGAAGAAAGCGAUUUGAUGUGUUAUUAGCCGAGCACAAAAACAAAACCAGGGAAAAGGAAUUGAUUCGCCAUCCGGACUCUCAGCAACCACCGCAGCCUCUCAGGGACCCGCAUCCCGCCCCUCCUAGAACGUCACAGGAGCCGCACCAAAACCCUCACGGAGUGAUUCCUUCUGAAUCAAAGCCUUUUGUAGCUAGUAAACCUAAACCUCACACCCCCAGUCUUCCAAGGCCUCCAGGCUGCCCUGCUCAGCAAGGUGGGAGUGCCCCCAUUGACCCUCCUCCAGUCCAUGAAUCUCCACACCCUCCCCUGCCUGCCACUGAGCCAGCUUCUCGGUUAUCCAGUGAGGAGGGCGAAGGCGAUGACAAAGAAGAGUCUGUUGAAAAACUGGACUGUCAUUAUUCAGGUCAUCAUCCUCAGCCAGCAUCUUUUUGCACAUUCGGGAGCCGGCAGAUUGGAAGAGGCUAUUACGUGUUUGACUCCAGGUGGAACCGGCUUCGCUGUGCCCUCAACCUCAUGGUGGAGAAGCAUCUGAAUGCACAGCUAUGGAAGAAAAUCCCACCAGUGCCCAGUACCACCUCACCCAUCUCCACACGUAUUCCUCACCGGACAAACUCUGUGCCGACAUCACAAUGUGGAGUCAGCUAUCUGGCAGCAGCCACCGUCUCUACAUCCCCAGUCCUGCUCUCAUCUACCUGCAUCUCCCCAAAUAGCAAAUCGGUACCAGCUCAUGGAACCACACUAAAUGCACAGCCUGCUGCUUCAGGGGCGAUGGAUCCUGUGUGCAGUAUGCAAUCCAGACAAGUGUCCUCUUCAUCCUCAUCCCCUUCCACGCCCUCUGGCCUUUCCUCGGUUCCCUCCUCCCCUAUGUCCAGGAAACCUCAGAAAUUGAAAUCCAGCAAAUCUUUGAGGCCCAAGGAGUCUUCUGGUAACAGCACUAACUGUCAAAAUGCCAGUAGCAGUACCAGUGGCGGCUCAGGAAAGAAACGCAAAAACAGUUCCCCACUGUUGGUUCACUCUUCCUCCUCCUCUUCCUCCUCCUCCUCUUCUUCUCAUUCCAUGGAGUCUUUUAGGAAAAACUGUGUAGCUCACUCUGGGCCUCCCUACCCCUCAACGGUAACAUCUUCCCAUAGCAUCGGCCUCAACUGUGUGACGAAUAAAGCAAAUGCGGUGAACGUCCGGCAUGACCAGUCAGGGAGGGGCCCCCCCAGCGGGAGCCCUGCUGAAUCCAUCAAGAGGAUGAGUGUGAUGGUGAACAGCAGUGAUUCCACUCUUUCUCUUGGGCCCUUCAUUCACCAGUCCAAUGAACUGCCUGUCAACUCCCACGGCAGUUUUUCCCACUCACACACUCCUCUAGACAAACUCAUAGGAAAGAAAAGAAAGUGCUCACCCAGCUCGAGCAGCAUCAACAACAGCAGCAGCAAACCCACAAAGGUUGCCAAAGUGCCAGCCAUGAACAACGUCCACAUGAAACAUACAGGCACCAUCGCAGGGGCACAAGGACUGACAAACAAUUCCCUCCUUCAUCAGGAUAUCUCCUCACCUUGCUUACGAACAGGAAUUUCAGCAACAUCACCCCAGAGCCCUGAUUUAAAAUCCAAAGGCACGUCCCUGACAGCUGAAAAUAGCACGGGGAGGAAUAAUGCGGACACUUUUGAGGACAAGUUACACCUCCACUCAGCACUCUGGACUCCACGAUGCCUUUGAGUCUGUUUUCCCAACCUCCUGUGGGCCUCAAGGGUAGAAACCUGCCUGGCUGUUGUUUUAACAGAGGAUUUCCCUGAAGCUGUGUCUCUAGCAGUGAGUACUCAUAAAGGACACUGGAUCAAGUUCAGCCACCGAAUUGCUUUUAUCAGUGUUAAAGUGGUCUGGACUGCUUGUACCAAUCUGUGAGAAGUUUUUGUUUUUGUUUUGUUUUUUAAUUUGCAGUAUAUCACGGAGCCACUCUUCAAGUAGAUUGGCUGGGCAAAAGAAUGUUUUGGCAAGAGCAUUACUGUAGACCUUUCUCCCUCCUUCCUUUUACUACCUUUUUUUUUUUUUUUUUUAACACUGUCGUCUGUAGGUCACUCUCCAGCAGUUAGGCACCUUAACUGGAGACCAGAAACCUUCCAGAGGACAGAGGGCUGCAUCCCAAGCAACCCUCUGAAGAAGGAAAUUAGGCUUUAGAUUUUGAUAGCAGUGUUCCAGGAAUGAAAUACGGAUGUUAGCCCAAGGCACCAUGACAAAGUAGCCCAGCCUUUUGAAAGUAAUUUGGGAAAAGAAACUGUCAGAAGUUUCUAACUUACAAACUGGUUUGAGAUUUUCGAUGCCCAGACAGCAAGUAUAAAUUAUUUUGGAGACUUACUUUUCGUGAUUCAAAAGCAAUUCUGUGUGUGUGUGUGUGUGUUUUUUUUUUUUUUUUUUUUUUUUUUUUUUUUUU